Messenger RNA from Pseudogymnoascus destructans, 270 nucleotides. It is a transcript of the gene TIM8, whose product is annotated as Mitochondrial import inner membrane translocase subunit tim8. The transcript is spliced from 2 exons. The record is from RefSeq and is a predicted model, not a curated record. Bases 1 to 270 code for a protein of 89 amino acids. NCBI's taxonomy places the organism in Eukaryota, Fungi, Ascomycota, Leotiomycetes, Thelebolales, Thelebolaceae.
AUGGACGCCAACGGCGAAUUCGACGUCAACAGCCUGACCCAGCGCGACAAGCAGGAGCUGCAGCAGUUCAUCCAGAAUGAGACGCAGAAGAGCAAGUUGCAGCAGUCCGUCCACAACCUAACAGACAUCUGCUGGACCAAGUGCGUGACCGGCAGCAUCAAGAGCGGGAAGCUGGAUAAGAGCGAGGAGACGUGCGCGAGGAACUGCGUGGAUCGCUUUUUGGAUGCGAAUUUCUUGGUUAUUAAGCAGCUUGAGGGGAUGAGGGGAUAA